UGGUUUGGUGACGUACGGGGGCGGGGCAUGCGGCGGGAGCGCUGGCGCGCGCCAUGGGGCCGGAGGAGCCCGACCUGUACCGGGACACGUGGGUCCGAUACCUGGGUGAGCACCGGAACCGGGCACCGGGCACUGACACCGAGCCUGACCCCGGGAACCGGGCGCUGGCAUUGCGCACUGACACGGGGAAGCGGUUACCGGCACUGGGCGCUGACAUUGAGCGCUGACACCGGGAAACGGGUCACGCGGGACACCGGGCACAGGCACGGGGUCCUGGGCGUUGACAUUGGGCACUAAAAUCAAAUACCACCACCGGGACCUGGCCCUGAUAUGGGGCACUGCACAAACGGGGCAGUGAUACCGGGCACCGGCCCCUGUUACCGGGUACCGGCACCGUGAACUGUCAGUGGCGCUGGGUACUGACCUCGGGAGCUGGGCAGCGGUGUUGGGCACCGAGCACAGCCCUGGCCACUGCUACCGGGUACCGACAUCAGGCACCAGGCACUGACACCCCGCAGUGCUUUAGGAACGUGACACCGGACACUGAUGCUGAGCGCCGGCACCACGCACCAGGCACUGCACUGCCCCGGGUACUGGGUACCACACGUGGUGCCGGGCACUGACACCCAGCACUGGUUCUACAGAGUGCUCUGGGUCCAUAGUACCGGGCACAGGGCACUGACACCCAGCACUGGUUCUACAGAGUGCUCUGGGUCCGUGGUACCGGGCACAGGGCACUGACACCCAGCACUGGUUCUACAGAGUGCUCUGGGUCCGUGGUACCGGGCACAGGGCACUGACACCCAGCACUGGUUCUACAGAGUGCUCUGGGUCCGUGGUACCGGGCACAGGGCACUGACACCCAGCACUGGUUCUACAGAGUGCUCUGGGUCCGUGGUACUGGGCACAGGGCACUGACACCCAGCACUGGUACCACAGAGUGCUCUGGGUCCGUGGUACCGGGCACAGGGCACUGACACCCAGCACUGGUUCUACAGAGUGCUCUGGGUCCGUGGUACCGGGCACAGGGCACUGACACCCAGCACUGGUUCUACAGAGUGCUUUGGGUCCGUGGUACUGGGUACAGGGCACUGACACCCAGCACUGGUUCUACAGAGUGCUCUGGGUCCGUGGUACUGGGCACAGGGCACUGACACCCAGCACUGGUACCACAGAGUGCUCUGGGUCCGUAGUACCGAGCACAGGGCACUGACACCACAGAGUACACCAAGUCCAUGGUGCUGGGCACAGGGCACUGAUACCCAGCAGCAGGUACUGUGCACUGCACCAGGCACUGAUAGGGGGUUCUGGUACUAGAUACCAGCAGCACACAGGGCAACAAUGCUGCACACCAACACCGGGCACCUGUCACUGUCACCAGCACCGACCCCAGCUAGUGGCAUCGUCCACCAGCACCAGGCACGGGCACUGAGCAGAGACCAGAGAGCAGAAGUGGGCACUGUCACUAGCACUGGGCAGCCACAGACACUGGCAGUGGUCACCCCAGCCCUGCUGUGCUGGUGGCACAGGCACCCCAAACCCCCCCUGUGCAAGAUCCAUCCCAUGACAUUGGGACACCCUGGAGAGGUGACAUGGGGACAGUCGGUCCCUGAGCCUACCAUCCCCUCAGGUUAUGCCAACGAGGUGGGCGAGUCCUUCCGCCCUCUGGUGCCAGUGCCGGUGGUGUGGGCCAGCUACGGCGUGGCCACCGCCUACGUGACCGCCGACGCCAUCGACAAGGGUCGGAAGGCUGCCGCCGCCCACCCGCAGGACCCCACGCGCGUGGGGGUGGCCGUGGUGGACACCUUCGUGUGGCAGAGCCUGGCCUCGGUGGCCAUCCCCGGCUUCACCAUCAACCGGCUCUGCGCUGCCUCGCUGGCGCUGCUGGGCUCCCUCACCCGCUGGCCCCUGCCCGUGCGCCGCUGGACCACCACUGCCCUGGGGCUGGCCGCCAUCCCCCUCAUCAUCACCCCCAUCGACAGGACUGUGGAUUUCCUGAUGGAUUCCAGCCUCCGGAAGCUGUACAGGACCCCGGGAGAGCCCCCCACGUCCCACUGAGCACCGCCCCGCGCCCUGGGAAACUGGGGCAUGCUGCUGUGACCCACCUACUGUGACCUCUCACUCUGCUGACCCCCAGAGUGGCCACCCUGUCCCACACUGGUCCUAAUAAACCAUUUCAAACAUGA
This is a messenger RNA of Oenanthe melanoleuca, 2186 nucleotides long. RefSeq names its product mitochondrial fission process 1 (gene MTFP1). The transcript is spliced from 3 exons. NCBI's taxonomy places the organism in Eukaryota, Metazoa, Chordata, Aves, Passeriformes, Muscicapidae. Gene Ontology annotation, cellular component: mitochondrion. The record is from RefSeq and is a predicted model, not a curated record. Bases 1342 to 2058 code for a protein of 238 amino acids. Gene Ontology annotation, biological process: mitochondrial fission.